Messenger RNA from Cooperia oncophora, 291 nucleotides. NCBI's taxonomy places the organism in Eukaryota, Metazoa, Nematoda, Chromadorea, Rhabditida, Trichostrongylidae. The record is from the annotation of a GenBank genome assembly.
AUGGCAGCAGCAAUCUGUACACUUUCGCCAAUAUGGCCUAUGAUAAGAUUUACGAAGUCGGCUGCAAUUAUGAAGAGUGCCCCAACGGAAAUGACAUCAGAGCUUCGCUUAUUUGUAUCUACAAUAAAAAAGUUCCUGACUAUGCACCUCUGUACGAAGUGGGAGACAAGGACCCAGAUCAGGCGGGCUGUAACAAGGAUGAUAAGCGUCUGUCAGCAUCUGAACCUUCCAAAAGCCACAUGCGAUGACCUCCUCUGCAAACUACCCAACGUGGUUUCGAGUUUCCUCUGA